UCUGCGGGCUAGCAGCGCGGGCCGGGGAGAAGAAAUGGCCCGGCCGUUGAUCUGCGUGCUGAUCCUGGCAGCUGUGCAGCUGCUGGGCAUCGCCACGGUCUCCAGAGCGAAGGGCGUGCGGGGCCGGGAGUACCAGGCGAGACCGCGGAUCCCUGCACAGUUCGACGCCGAGGAGCGCACCGCGAUGAAAGAGGCGCUGAAAGCUGCUAUUCAGAUUCCAACCGUGUCCUUCGGCCCUGAGGAGUUCAACACCACAGCCCUGGCUGAGUUCGGAGAAUUCAUGCGCAGAGCCUUUCCUACAGUGUUCAACACCAGUUUUAUCCAGCAUGAAGUCGUGGGAGAGUACAGCCACCUGUUCACUGUCCAAGGCUCGGACCCCAGCUUGCAGCCCUACCUGCUGCUGGCCCACAUAGACGUGGUGCCAGCCCCCGAAGAAGGCUGGGAUGUGCCCCCCUUCUCUGGACUGGAGUCUGAUGGCUUCAUCCAUGGCCGAGGCACACUGGACAACAAGAAUUCCUUGAUGGCUACCCUGCAGGCCCUGGAGCUCCUGCUGGUCAGAAACUACGUUCCCCGAAGGUCUUUCUUCAUUGCUCUGGGCCAUGAUGAGGAGGUGUCAGGGAAAUAUGGAGCUCAGAAGAUCUCGGCGCUGCUGCAGGCCAGGGACGUCCAGCUGGCCUUCAUCGUGGAUGAGGGCAGCUUUGUCUUGGAUGGUUUCAUCCCCAGCCUCAAGAAGCCCAUUGCCAUGAUUUCAGUCACCGAGAAGGGUGGACUCGAUCUCUUGCUGCAAGUAGACAUGACACCGGGCCACUCUUCAGCUCCUCCAAAGGAGACGAGCAUUGGCAUCCUUGCGGCUGCCGUCGCCCGACUGGAGCAGACGCCGAUGCCGAACAUGUUUGAAGACGGGACCCUGGCGACGACACUGCAGCUACUGGCAAAAGAGUUUCCCUUCCCUGCCAGUAUAGUCUUGAGCAACCUGUGGCUAUUUCGACCCCUCGUAAGCAGGUUAAUGGAGAAGAAUGACAUAACCAAUGCAUUUAUUAGGACCACCACGGCACUCACGAUGUUCAACGCAGGGGUCAAGGUGAAUGUCAUCCCUCCAGUUGCCCAGGCCACAAUCAACUUCCGCAUUCACCAAGCACAGACCGUCCAGGAGGUCCUAGAGUUUGUUAAGAACGUCGUGGCCGAUGAGCGGGUCCAGAUGCAUGUGUUGAGUGCCUUUGAACCCCUGCCUGUCAGCCCCUCUGAUGAUCAGGCCUUGGGUUACCACCUGCUCCGCCAGACCAUAAAGUCCGUCUUCCCGGAAGUCAGCAUUGUUGUCCCAGGUACUUGUAUUGCCAACACAGACAGCCGCCACUAUCAGAACCUAACCACCAACAUCUACAGGUUCAACCCUGUCUACCUACAGCCUCAGGGCUUCAGUAGCAUCCAUGGAGUCAAUGAGAAAAUCUCCAUCGAAGCCUAUGAGACCCAGGUGAAAUUCAUGUUUGAGCUGAUCCAGAAUUCGGACAUUCAACCAGCGUGCAUUCCCCACCUGCACGAGCUGUGAGGCGAAAGGGAAGAUCAGCUGAACUAGCGGGGCCUGGUCCUGAGCCUGGGCAAAGCCCCGGGGGGAGAGCCAGGGCUGAGGAGACCUGCCUGAAGCCACACUUCACCCGUUGCCCACUGCCUUGCUCCCUCUGCCAUGAGGCCCGGAGGGAAGGAGGCGGCCGCACCCUGCCUUUCUGGCAUUACUGCCUUUUCAUCUCUGCUCAGGAAGGCAUCCAGCGUGGCUGUCUGAGCAGCCCUGACCUAAAGGCAGUUUCGAAACACCUCAGCCCCUGCUUCAUUUCAGGCAUCCUCGCAGGGUUGCCUUCUCCUCAGCUUGGCCAGUUUACACCCGGCGUAGGGCGUCUUCUAACUCUGGUACCACCGUGAUUGUCACAGCUGUUCAAAUAAAGUCAUCUCUGCACACCCCCUGGUCUCCGACGGGCAGAGCUGGGGGUGGGGGGGGAAGCUUUGGAGCACCCCAGCUUUGCUGGAGAGUCAAGCCUCUGCCCAUGGGCUUUGCUCCCUGCCUGCCCUGUGCCCGAGCCCUGCUGUGGCUGUCCCGUGGCAAUAUUUCUCAGGCACUCAUCUGUGGCAGUAUUUCUCAGGCACAUGCUGGCCAAGCUCCCGAGGACAGAGUAUUGGUGCCCGGGCUUCUAGGUGGAACCCAGGAUCAGCAGGGCGCUGCCGGUUCAGACUUAAUCAAAGGCCAAUGGAGCAGAUGGGGGCAUGCGUUGGGGGUUCUGUCCUAGGGGGGCAUGAGGAGGUACCAGCUGCCACCCUUGAGUGGAUGGCAGAGCUCUCCGGAGUGCAGCCCUGGGCAGACAGGGGUGAGCCGACAGCUGCCAAGUAUGGGCCACACACACAGCAUGUCCUGGCUCUAAGCUGGGAGACGCGCU
Messenger RNA from Sorex araneus (European shrew), 2423 nucleotides. It is a transcript of the gene PM20D1, whose product is annotated as peptidase M20 domain containing 1. The transcript has 13 exons. The coding region runs from base 35 to 1546 and encodes 503 amino acids. NCBI's taxonomy places the organism in Eukaryota, Metazoa, Chordata, Mammalia, Eulipotyphla, Soricidae. Gene Ontology annotation, molecular function: hydrolase activity, acting on carbon-nitrogen (but not peptide) bonds, in linear amides. Gene Ontology annotation, biological process: amino acid metabolic process. The record is from RefSeq and is a predicted model, not a curated record.